AUGGUGCCCCUCCUCAGGCUCCUGCACCUUCUUAUGGCUCCUACACCUUCUUAUGGCCCUCCUCCUAAGGCUCCUACACCUUCUUAUGGCCCUCCUCCUAAGGCUCCUACACCUUCUUAUGGCCCACCUCCUAAGGCUCCUACACCUUCUUAUGGCCCUCCUCCUAAGGCUCCUACACCUUCUUAUGGCCCACCUCCUAAGGCUCCUACACCUUCUUAUGGCCCUCCUCCUAAGGCUCCUACACCUUCUUAUGGCCCUCCUCCUAAGGCUCCUACACCUUCUUAUGGCCCUCCUCCUAAGGCUCCUACACCUUCUUAUGGCCCUCCUCCUAAGGCUCCUACACCUUCUUAUGGCCCACCUCCUAAGGCUCCUACACCUUCCUACGGACCACCUCCUAAGGCUCCUACACCUUCUUAUGGCCCUCCUCCUAAGGCUCCUACACCUUCCUACGGACCACCUCCUAAGGCUCCUACACCUUCUUAUGGCCCUCCUCCUAAGGCUCCUACACCUUCUUAUGGCCCUCCUCCUAAGGCUCCUACACCUUCUUAUGGCCCACCUCCUAAGGCUCCUACACCUUCUUAUGGCCCUCCUCCUAAGGCUCCUACACCUUCUUAUGGCCCACCUCCUAAGGCUCCUACACCUUCUUAUGGCCCUCCUCCUAAGGCUCCUACACCUUCCUACGGACCACCUCCUAAGGCUCCUACACCUUCUUAUGGCCCACCUCCUAAGGCUCCUACACCUUCUUAUGGCCCACCUCCUAAGGCUCCUACACCUUCCUACGGACCACCUCCUAAGGCUCCUACACCUUCCUACGGACCACCUCCUAAGGCUCCUACACCUUCCUACGGACCACCUCCUAAGGCUCCUACACCUUCUUAUGGCCCUCCUCCUAAGGCUCCUGCACCUUCUUAUGGCACCAGACCCACAUAUGGCCCUCCACCAAAGGCACCCAGACCCACAUAUGGCCCUCCACCAAAGGCACCCAGACCCACAUAUGGCCCUCCACCAAAGGCACCCAGACCCACAUAUGGCCCUCCACCAAAGGCACCCAGACCCACAUAUGGCCCUCCACCAAAGGCACCCAGACCCACAUAUGGCCCUCCACCAAAGGCUCCUAGGCCUACUUACGGUGCCCCACCCAAGGCCCCCACAACAUAUGGCCCCCCACCCAAGGCCCCAAGCCCUCAGUAUGGUGCUCCUGCAAACACUGGCCCCAUCUACAUAAACGCCCCACCGGCUCCUGCUCCCGUCCUGGUACCUGCUCCAGAGCCUCAGUACGCUGCUCCUGCCGCCCCUAGACCUUCUUAUGGUGCACCGCCCAAAGCGCCUCCUAAGGCCCCUGCCCCUACAUAUGGUGCUCCUCCCAAAGCCCCUGCCCCUACAUAUGGUGCUCCUCCCAAGGCCCCUGCCCCUACAUAUGGUGCUCCUCUCAAGGCCCCUACCCCUACCUAUGGUGCCCCUCCCAAGGCUCCCCCUAAGGCCCCUACCCCUACAUAUGGUGCCCCUCCUCAGGCUCCUGCACCUACUUAUGGUGCCCCGCUCAAGGCCCCGACCCCUACAUAUGGUGCCCCUCCCAAGGCUCCUCCCAAGGCCCCUCUUCCUUCCUAUGGCCCCCCUCCCAAGGCAACAAAAGCUCCAUCAUACGCCCCUCCCCCACCAACUUACGGCCCUCCCAAGCCCGCCCCUACCAAGGGAACUCCUGCCCCUCAUAUCAUCUAUGCUGGCCAUCCUCCCAUCCACGUUUACCAGCAGCCUCCCGUUUACCAGGUUACGAAAGCACCCAAGGCUCAGUACGCUGCUCCCGCUGCCCCCAAGCCCAGCUAUGGACCUCCUCCCAAGGCCCCUGCACCCACAUAUGGACCCCCUAAAGCGCCUCCUAAGGCCCCUGCACCUUCAUAUGGCGCCCCUCCCAAGGCUCCCCCAAAGGCUCCUAGGCCAAGUUAUGGUGCCCCACCAAGACCAAACUAUGGCCCACCUCCUAAGGCUCCUACACCUUCUUAUGGCCCACCUCCUAAGGCUCCUACACCUUCUUAUGGCCCUCCUCCUAAGGCUCCUGCACCUUCUUAUGGCCCUCCUCCUAAGGCUCCCACACCUUCCUACGGACCACCUCCUAAGGCUCCUACACCUUCCUACGGACCACCUCCUAAGGCUCCUACACCUUCCUACGGACCACCUCCUAAGGCUCCUACACCUUCCUAUGGACCACCUCCUAAGGCUCCUACACCUUCCUACGGACCACCUCCUAAAGCUCCAAGACCAAGCUAUGGCCCCCCUCCUAAGGCCCCUGCACCUUCCUAUGGCCCACCCCCUAAGGCUCCCUCACCUUCUUAUGGCGCACCCAAGGCUCCAAGACCGACUUAUGGCGCACCCAAGGCUCCAAGACCGACUUAUGGCCCCCCUCCCAAGGCUCAUAAAGCCCCAAGACCAACCUAUGGCGCCCCACCAAAGGCUCCUACCCCAAGCUACGCCCCCCCGAAGCCCGCUGCCAAGCCCGAGCCCGUAUACGUCCCAGCACCCAAGGCCUACCAUAAGCCCCCAAUCAUCAUCUACCAGGGCGUGAGGCCUCCCGUGCACGUCUACCAGCAGCCUAGCAAGGGAUCAAGUUCCGGAGGACACUCUGCGCCAUCGGGUGGAUACGGCGCUCCUCAAGCGGUUCCGUCAGCCUAUGGCGCUCCAAAGGGAGAAGAUAUCAUCGCACCAAAGGGCUCAGAUUCCUACUCUGCUGGCAGCGCCCCCGCGCCUACAGUUAACGCCGCUCCCGCCGCAGCACCAACCUCCAGCUAUGCUGCCAAAAGCGAUGUCGUUGAUGAAGUAGAGAGUGACUGGGAACCUUCUGUUGGAUACUCUGCCUAUACAGACGCAUCGCUUUCCGUAGAAGCCAUUCAGCCACAGAACAGGGUCGAGAAAAAUGUAUCUGCUGAAGUGAGCGAGGCCAAGGUGUCCACCUCCGUAUCUGUGUCAGCAUCUGCGUGAGCAGUACCUGGUUGAUCUUGAUGCAUCUCUUGUGAUAAUUUCACAGCACACACUGUUGAUUAUUUAACUGUACUGUGUUGAUUUGAAAUCAUGAUUCAUCUGCGUUGUGUCAAGUGACAUCAGAUAAUGUUUAGAAGUAUUGCAUAAUACACUAUUGCAUUUCGCAACACCAUGCAAUGACAGGAGGUAUUAAGCAAUGCUAUUCGGAGUGUCUGGGCACUGGUGAAUAUUGUUUGAAUACAUAUAUUGCAUUACAUAUGGUUUCAUGCAGUAUUUGGCAGUGCUAAGUGUACUUUAGGUUAUUUAUUGUUAUGCUCAGCAAGGGCAUCGCCCUCUCCCAGGGUGUCUUGUGAUGUGUGUGAGAGCGAAUGUUGCAGCUCACCAACCCUCAUUUUGUGUGUGAACGGCUGCUGUUGUUAUUACUGUAUCUCUUCGUAAAUUAGCCAAGAUGUUUUCCGUACAAAUUCUUCAAAUUGCAAGCAUAUUUUUUUCUAAUUUGUUUUUGACAUUUUGACGUUGUUAUUUAUUAUUCUGUAUAUAGUUGGGUUGAUACCACAACUGGCGGGCCUCAUCUCAUACAUGCUUUAACUUGUUAUAUUUAUUGCUCUGCGACCUGGGCCAAAAGGCUCUGAGAAAAAGAGUUUAGGGAAUUACACACAUGCAGUUACAUGUCUAAGGCCAGUACAGACAUUUUUAUAAACCCUAGCUUUUAUUCUUCAGGCCAGUAAUUAACUCAUUCCCCAUCUGAUGGCAACCGCAUCAGAAUAUAUACUUUCAAAAAUGAUAGUUCAGAAAGACAGACGGCUUUAUAUGAACCAAUUUUUUUCUUCUUCAUUCAAACACUUACCCAGCGUAAACCAAAGCAAUCUGCUACGGCUAAACCCCCUUAUUAAUGCAAGAAAGGUUAGCUUAACAGGUAUAAACAACAAUCUCUUUUUCACAUUCAUCCCGAAGGAACUCUUCACAACUCUAGAGCCAUUGGUACUAAAUGGUUAUUAUUACCAGUAUCUGCAUCACGUCUGAAGAGUAUCAAGUAGUAUCCGUUGAAAUUCGGACGUGAUGAGAAGCAUCGGGUCGGACCAUAGUUCUCACCGUCACCGACAGGCGUUGUAUCAAUCCAUUCCCCCGUCAGGUGGGGUCAACACUACAUGGAGGCCGCUGGCGGAACCUCAAGUCUCGUGUAACAUAAGUAAGAUUUUUUAUGCCUCUGAAUAGGUAUUUUUUAAUAUUUAUGAUUUUGAUGACUAAUUAAAUGCUGUUCAAUAAAAA
Molecule: messenger RNA, 4242 nt
Organism: Penaeus chinensis
Lineage: Eukaryota; Metazoa; Arthropoda; Malacostraca; Decapoda; Penaeidae
Product: proline-rich extensin-like protein EPR1
Exons: 3
Coding region: 1-2973 (990 amino acids)
Source: RefSeq, a predicted model, not a curated record